This is a messenger RNA of Coregonus sp. 'balchen', 3977 nucleotides long. The record is from the annotation of a GenBank genome assembly. NCBI's taxonomy places the organism in Eukaryota, Metazoa, Chordata, Actinopteri, Salmoniformes, Salmonidae.
AUGACUACCGAAGUAAGCGCAAUAGGCUGUUUAAUAGUGUUUAUUUGCCAGGCUAUUUGAAACCAGUAUUUGCAGAACUCUCCAACAUGACAGUGACAGCUCAAGGUUUAUCUGAAUUGUUUGUGUCUCUCUGUCAUGAGUGGGACUACAAUUAAUUAGUGUCUUAAUGUCUUUACGUUUAUAAUAGGUGUCAGUGUUGUAUUUCGCCAAAAGUGCUGAGUUGACGGGACUCAAAUCAGAGACGAUCAGGGUCCCUUCAGAACUGACGACCCGAGACGAUCAGAGUCCCUUCAGAACUAUCUAUCUCCACCAAUUUCAGUUUGACUUAUUUUAGCUUCCUCAACCCUCAUUCCUGACACAGAGAUGUCUGAAAAAGCUGACCCAUGACAAGCUCUCUGUGGACGCAGUGUCAGACUCUGUCACCUCCCCCUCCUGUGGCGCUAUUUCUAUCUUCAUAGGUGAGGACUUUACACAGAACUCAUCAAUAUAUACAGUACCAGUCAAAAGUUUGGACACACAUACUCAUUCCAGGGUUUUUCUUUAUUUUUACUAUUUUCUACAUUGUAGAAUAUUAACUAUGAAAUAACACAUAUGGAAUCAUGUAAUAACCAAAAAAGUGUUAAACAAAUCAAAAUAUAUUUUAUAUUUGAGAAUCUUCAAAGUAGCCACCCUUUGCCUUGAUGACAGCUUUGCACACGCUUGGCGUUCUCUCAACCAGCUUCAUGAGGUAAUCACCUGGAAUGCAUUUCAAUUAACAGGUGUGCCUUGUUAAAAGUUAAUUUGUGGAAUUUCUUUCCUUCUUAAUGCGUUUGAGCCAAUCAAUUGUGUUGUGACAAGGUAGGGGGUGUAUACAGAAGAUAGCCCUAUUUGGUAAAAGACCAAAUCCAUAUUAUGGCAAGAACAGCUCAAAUAAGCAAAGAGAAACGACAGUCCAUCAUUACUUUAAGACAUGAAGGUCAGUCAAUCUGGAAAAUUUCAAGAACUUUGAAAGUUUCUUCAAGUGCAGUCGCAAUAACCAUCAAGCGCUAUGAUGAAACUGGCUCUCAUGAGGACCGCCACAGGAAAGGAAGACCCAGAGUCACCUCUGCUGCAGAGGAUAAGUUCAUUAGAGUUACCAGCCUAGAGUUCAAGUAACAGACACAUCUCAACAUCAACUGUUCAGAGGAGACUGUGUGAAUCAGGCCUUAAUGGACAAAUUGCUGCAAAGAAACCACUACUAAAGGACACCAAUAAGAAGAAGAGACUUGCUUGGGCCAAGAAACACGAGCAAUGGACAUUAGACCGGUGGAAAUUUGUCCUUUGGUUUGAUGAGUCCAAAUUUGAGAUUUUUGAGACUCACUUUGUGAGACGCAGAGUAAGUGAACAGAUGAUCUCCACAUAUGUAGUUCCCACCAUGAAGCAUGGAGGAGGAGGUGUGAUGGUGUGGGGGUGCUUUGCGGGUGACACUGUCAGUGAUUUAUUUAGAAUUCAAGGCACACUUAACUAGCAUGGCUACCACAGCAUUCUGCAUUGAUAUGCCAUCCCAUCUGGUUUGCGCUUAGUGGGACUAUCAUUUGUUUUUCAACAGGACAAUGACCCAACACACCUCCAGGCUGUGUAAGGGCUAUUUGACCAAGAAGGAGAGUGAUGGAGUGCUGCAUCAGAUGACCUGGCCUCCACAAUCACCCGACCUGAACCCAAUUGUGAUGGUUUGGGAUGAGUUGGACCGCAGAGUGAAGGAAAAGCAGCCAACAAGUGCUCAGCAUAUGUGGUAACUCCUUCAAGACUGUUGGAAAAGCAUUCCAGGUGAAGCUGGUGGAGAGAAUGCCAAGAGUGUGCAAAGCUGUAAUCAAGGCAAAGGGUGGCUACUUUGAAGAAUCUAAAAUCUAAAAUAUUUUUUGGUUACGACAUGAUUCCAUAUGUGUUAUUUCAUAGUUUUGAUGUCUUUACUAUUAUUAUUCAAUGUAGAAAAUAGUAAAAAUAAAGAAAAAACCCUUGAAUGAGUAGGUGUGUCCAAACUUUUGACUGGUACUGUAGCUGAGUAUGGACUUUACACAGAUCUCAUCUUCAUCGGUGAGUAGGGACUUUACACAGCUCUGCUCAACUACUUCGAUGUCAACUGUUUUAUCAGAGCACACCUGUUUACACUGAAGGCUUGUGUUAGGCUUUAGCUCAGCAGGCUUAUACAGUCAGUCUCGUGGCACACAAUAGACCCUGGUUGGAAGUUUGAACCCAGUCGCUCACACAUGUUCAGUCAAAGGCAAGCUGAGGCCAGGAUGUCUGUGAUGGUGAUUAAUGGAUUAUUUCAGCGAGGACAAGGAACAAUUUUGAGGGGAAGAAGAUGGUGCAGCUGGAGUAUGAAGCCUACGUCUCCAUGGCCCAAUCAGAACUCAGGAAGAUCUACACAGACAUCAGGGCAAGGUGACCCACUGUCAGGCACAUCUUCACACAACUCUCCCUGUCACAUUCCUGGUAAACUAACUAACUAACUAACUAACUAAUUAACUAACUAACUAACUAACUAACUAACUAACUAAUAACAGUGUUUUAACUCUGAGACAGUAACUCUGUUACUAUGUGAGACUCUAUGAGUGGGGAACUGUAACUCUAUGAGAACUGUAACUCUAUGGGUGGGGAACUGUAACUCUAUGAGAACUGUAACUCUAUGAGAACUGUAACUCUAUGAGAACUGUAACUCUAUGGGUGGGGAACUGUAACUCUAUGAGAACUGUAACUCUAUGAGAACUGUAACUCUAUGAGGACUGUAACUCUAUGAGAACUGUAACUCUAUGAGAACUGUAACUCUAUGGGUGGGGAACUGUAACUCUAUGAGAACUGUAACUCUAUGGGUGGGGAACUGUAACUCUAUGGGUGGGGAACUGUAACUCUAUGGGUGGGGAACUGUAACUCUAUGGGUGGGGAACUGUAACUCUAUGAGAACUGUAACUCUAUGAGAACUGUAACUCUAUGAGAACUGUAACUCUAUGAGAACUGUAACUCUAUGAGUGGGGAACUGUAACUCUAUGGGUGGGGAACUGUAACUCUAUGGGUGGGGAACUGUAACUCUAUGAGAACUGUAACUCUAUAAGAACUGUAACUCUAUGAGAACUGUAACUCUAUGAGAACUGUAACUCUAUGGGUGGGGAACUGUAACUCUAUGAGAACUGUAACUCUACGAGAACUGUAACUCUAUGAGGACUGUAACUCUAUGGGUGGGGAACUGUAACUCUAUGGGUGGGGAACUGUAACUCUAUGAGAACUGUAACUCUAUGGGUGGGGAACUGUAACUCUAUGAGAACUGUAACUCUAUGAGAACUGUAACUCUAUGAGGACUGUAACUCUAUGAGAACUGUAACUCUAUGAGAACUGUAACUCUAUGAGAACUGUAACUCUAUGGGUGGGGAACUGUAACUCUAUGAGAACUGUAACUCUAUGAGAACUGUAACUCUAUGAGAACUGUAACUCUAUGGGUGGGGAACUGUAACUCUAUGAGAACUGUAACUCUAUGAGAACUGUAACUCUAUGAGAACUGUAACUCUAUGAGAACUGUAACUCUAUGGGUGGGGAACUGUAACUCUAUGAGAACUGUAACUCUAUGAGAACUGUAACUCUAUGGGUGGGGAACUGUAACUCUAUGAGAACUGUAACUCUAUGAGAACUGUAACUCUAUGAGAACUGUAACUCUAUGAGAACUGUAACUCUAUGGGUGGGGAACUGUAACUCUAUGAGAACUGUAACUCUAUGAGAACUGUAACUCUAUGAGAACUGUAACUCUAUGAGAACUAUAACUCUAUGGGUGGGGAACUGUAACUCUAUGAGAACUGUAACUCUAUGGGAACUGUAACUCUAUGAGAGACUGCUACAAGACUAAGUUUCUUCUUCUGUUUUCCAGACUGGUGCCUGUGACUGAGGCCAGUGUGAUCAUCAGCAUCUCAUCUCCUCACCGAGGGGAUUCUCUGGAGGCAGUGCAAUUCUGUAUAGACACCCUGAAAGCCACC